Molecule: messenger RNA, 4448 nt
Organism: Jaculus jaculus (lesser Egyptian jerboa)
Lineage: Eukaryota; Metazoa; Chordata; Mammalia; Rodentia; Dipodidae
Gene: Sik1
Product: salt inducible kinase 1
Exons: 14
Coding region: 34-2352 (772 amino acids)
Biological process (GO): intracellular signal transduction; protein phosphorylation; microtubule cytoskeleton organization
Cellular component (GO): cytoplasm
Molecular function (GO): ATP binding; tau-protein kinase activity; protein serine/threonine kinase activity
Source: RefSeq, a predicted model, not a curated record
GCACGGAAGGCGGCGGAGGUGCGGCCCGGAGCCAUGGUGAUCAUGUCGGAGUUCAGCGCGGCCCCCGCGGGCGCCGGCCAGGGCCAGCAGAAGCCCCUCCGGGUGGGCUUUUACGAUGUGGAGCGGACCCUGGGCAAGGGCAAUUUCGCGGUGGUUAAGCUGGCCAGGCAUCGAGUCACCAAAACGCAGGUUGCAAUAAAAAUAAUUGACAAAACACGAUUAGAUUCGGGCAAUUUGGAGAAGAUCUACCGUGAAGUCCAGCUCAUGAAACUCCUGAACCACCCACACAUCAUCAAGCUGUACCAGGUUAUGGAAACAAAGGAUAUGCUUUACAUUGUCACAGAAUUUGCAAAAAAUGGAGAAAUGUUUGAUUAUCUGACUUCCAACGGACACCUAAGUGAGAAUGAGGCACGAAAGAAGUUCUGGCAAAUUCUGUCAGCGGUGGAGUACUGCCACAACCACCACAUAGUUCACCGGGACCUCAAGACCGAGAACCUGCUGUUGGACAGCAACAUGGACAUCAAGUUGGCAGAUUUUGGUUUUGGGAAUUUCUAUAAGUCGGGAGAGCCUCUGUCCACUUGGUGUGGGAGCCCCCCAUACGCUGCCCCGGAAGUCUUUGAGGGGAAGGAGUACGAAGGACCCCAGCUGGACAUCUGGAGUCUCGGCGUCGUGCUUUACGUACUGGUCUGUGGCUCGCUCCCUUUCGACGGGCCCAACCUGCCCACGCUGAGACAGCGCGUCCUGGAGGGCCGGUUCCGCAUCCCCUUCUUCAUGUCUCAAGACUGUGAGAUGCUGAUUCGGCGCAUGCUGGUGGUGGACCCCGCCAAGCGCAUCACCAUCGCCCAGAUCCGCCAGCACCGCUGGAUGCAGGCCGACCCCACCCUCCUGCAGCAGGGCGACCCCGCCUUCUCCAUGCAAGGCUACACCUCCAACCUGGGCGACUACAGCGAGCAGGUGCUGGGCAUCAUGCAGGCCCUGGGCAUCGACCGGCAGAGGACCGUGGAGUCCCUGCAGAACAGCAGCUACAACCACUUUGCUGCUAUUUACUACCUCCUGCUCGAGCGCCUCAAGGAGCACCGGAGCACCCAGCCCUUGGCCCGGCCUGUCAUGCCCACCAGGCAGCCGCGGCCCCUCAGCUCAGACCUCAGCAGUCUGGAGGCGCCUCAGGAAGUCCUUCCGUGUGACCCUUUCCGACCCUCCCUGUUGUGCCCUCAGCCUCAGGCCUUGGCGCAGUCUGUUCUGCAGGCCGAGAUGGACUGCGACCUCCACAGCUCCCUGCAGCCGUUGCUCUUCUCUGUGGACACCAACUGCAACGGAGUGUUCCGGCACCGUUCUGUCUCGCCCAGCAGCCUGCUGGACACAGCGAUCAGCGAGGAGGCCAGGCAGGGCCCUGGUCUGGAGGAGGAGCAGGAGGCUCAGGAGCCCCUGCCUGGCAGCAGCGGCCGGAGGCACACGCUGGCUGAGGUCUCCACCCACUUCUCCCCGCUGGCCCCUCCAUGCGUGGUCGUCUCCUCUUCUGCAAGUACCUCAGAAGGCACCAGCUCUGACAGCUGCCUCCCCUUCUCUGCAAGCGAACGCCCCGGGGGGCUUGGCAGUGGACUGGCCACCCCGGGCCUUCUGGGCACCUGCUCUCCAGUGAGACUGGCUUCACCAUUCCUUGGGGCACAGUCAGCCACUCCUGUGCUGCAGGCUCAGGCAGGCCUUGGUGCAGCCGUCCUACUCCCCGUCAGCUUCCAGGAGGGACGGAGGGCGUCCGACACCUCGCUGACUCAAGGGCUAAAGGCCUUCCGGCAGCAGCUAAGGAAGAAUGCAAGGACCAAAGGGUUCCUGGGGCUGAACAAGAUCAAGGGGCUGGCACGGCAGGUGUGCCAGUCUUCCAGCAGGGCUCCCCGGGGUGGCCUGAGCUCCUUCCACUCCCCAGCCCAGAGCUCAGGCCUACAGGGUAGCACGCCCGGUGGCCGAGAGGGCAGGAGCCUGCUGGAAGAGGUGCUCCAUCAGCAGAGGCUGCUCCAGCUGCAGCACCACCCGACCCCUCCACCCAGCUGCCAGCAGGCCCCUCAGACACCCCCUACCCCGUACAUGCUCACCACCUGCGACAGCCUCCUGUCUGGGCUCCCACUGCUGCCAGCGCCCCUCCUCCAGGCCACCGUGUCUCCCGUGGCAUCGGCUGCACAGCUCCUGGAUGCCCACUUGCACAUUAGCGCUGGUCCGAUGGCCCUCCCUGCCAGGCCUCUGCCACAGUGCCUCACCAGGCUGGCCCCAGGCUGUGACCCUGCUGGGCUGCCACAGGGGGACUGUGAGAUGGAGGAUCUGACCUCUGGCCAGCGGGGGACAUUUGUCCUGGUACAGUGAGGGCAGCUCCACGGCCAACUGACUUUUCCAAGCAAUAAUUUAAGAAUAUGUGAAGAUGGUUUCGGACUCAAAAGCCAAGAACUUUCUGGAAGCGAAACAAGCAAUACGUUCGGUGUAUGGGCUUUUUAGGUUUUUUUAUUUUGUUUUGUUUUGUUUUUCCUUGCACUGAGUGACCUCAACUAUGAGUAGGGACUGGAAACUUUCUGAAGAAAAAUAAUAAUUGUGGGUGCGUCAUGUAGGUGGGUGGAUGGGAGGGAAGCAGGGCAAAGGGAGACGCCCAUGUAGAGGGGAUAAAGGAGCAGAUGGACGCAGGGAGGGACCUCAGCUCUUGUCCACCUCUCUGUCAUCAUGACGAUGACCUUGGGUCCCUGGAAGGGAGCAGCACCCUGCACCGGUGGUGGCAGCGCAUGUGGGUGUUGACUAGUGUUCUCUGGGGUUUGGUUCAUAGCUCUCCACUUCCUGAAAUGUUCAUGCUUUAACAAAAACUGUGAACUUGCUGCUUCCAAGUCAGGGUCAGCCUAGGCAGUCAUCCACAUUCUCGGAAUUCCCCGUCAGAGGCGGGGGGAGGGUCGUGUCUUCUUUCAGCUGAAUUUCUCAUGCCUGAGUGUCUGCCAGGCUGCUUCGGAGGAACCAUAGGGAAGGACUGGAGAGGGCUGGAGACUUUGGGGACUCGGAAACGGAGUGCUCCAUCCCAGGUCAGUUGGCCCAGAGCUCCUCACGCCUCGAGGAAGCCAACGAGUUCCUUCCUGCUACACAUCUUGUUUCCGCUGCUAAGUAUAAGAUUUUUAUGCAUUUCAUUAUCAGGGUCCAACAAGAACACCUGACUUGGGAGAAACUGUGCAAUACCUAGGGGCUGAGACCAGAAGGGCCCUGGCAGGCAGUAGGCUCCUUAGCAUCUACUCAGCCUGGGACCUUCCCUGGUGGAGAAGCCCUGGCACCCAGGCCUGGACUCUUGUCUGGCUUUUGUUCAAGGAACAUGAGAAGUUUAGGUCGGUGUUUGUAAAGCUUUUUUUUUUUUUUUUUUUUUAAAGCAAAUACUGUAUAUGUGUAUAAAUAGGAGACAGACACUACUUAUUUUUUAUAUUUUGUACUCCAUUUUUUUUGUUCCUGGUUUAAACUUCCCUUGGUCACAUCGAGAAGUGUCCCCAUCAGCACCAGGUCUGUGAUGAGGAAGGGGCCAUGGGGCAAACCACCUUCAGCGCAGGGUGGAGGUGGCAGGGAAGGAGUGACCCACCUGGCAGGUGCUGGUCCACCUUAGUAGGCAGACCCAGUCAUGCUGUGCCGGCUGGAAGCCUCUGGAAUGGAAUGGGGACAUUGCUACUUCCUGCUCUGUCUACAUAGGCCCCUGUCCCUGUGCCUUCCCCUUAACCUUGGCUCCUCACCAUGGCAGUAUUAACCAGAGGUCCUUCAGGAGGGGGAAGGAGGCAUUUUUAAAAGCCAAAGAUUGACUGACUAAUCUGAGAGCAGAGACUUCAUGGUCUGGUCCUUGCUGCGGACCACCCUGUGGCCUGUCUCCAAGCUGCUCACUCUGGCUGGCUGAAGACCACCCUCCCUGGCUGGACCUGGUGUCCUGUCCAGAGCAAACUCCAAAGUGUGCCGUCUGCCACCUCCCCCAGAGACUGUGGAGUGGGGACAGCGUCUAGCAUCCUGGGCACCAGCCUUCACCUCCUGCAGAGGCAGCUCCAUGUCCCCUCUCCAAGGGUUCCUACCCCAUGCCACAGAUCAAAGGCCUUGGCACCUCUGAAGCAACCACAAGCACUUUACUUUCUGGGUGGUUUUUUGUCUUCUCGCGGCCGUUGCCCCUCUAGGGGGAUGGUAACAUUGUGGUUUCAGUUCUUGUUUCUCCAGCGUGCUGGUGUGUUUUGUAGAUUUCUCCACAGCCCUGUCCAGUCUAAUGCAGUAGCUUAUUUAAAGACACUAUGUGGUCUGACUGAGGUGUAUAUAAUUGGUUAUUAUUUUUUUUUACCAUAACUGAAUUGUUUCAUUUCUCAUGUCAUUGUGAGAAAUGUAUGCCAAAUGAUUAGUUGAUGUAUGUUUUUUAAUUUAAUAUUUAAAUAAAAUAUUUGGGGGGAAAAAUGGACUUUUCCCUUGCUUUA